Molecule: messenger RNA, 1830 nt
Organism: Pelagomonas calceolata
Lineage: Eukaryota; Pelagophyceae; Pelagomonadales; Pelagomonadaceae
Source: the annotation of a GenBank genome assembly
AAACUCCCGACUUUUGUGUGCAUUAAAGCGCCGCAGUGCUCGCAAUUAAGGGCCCGGAGGCUUCCACCUUAUCGACAGAUUACGUGCCCGUCGCGUGCGGCCAUCUCAGCGCCUCCCAUCGCGCACACUGGACGCUUGCGCACCACUGCUCUCUCUGAGGCGAAUACGCCGCCGCCGCAACAAACUAGAGGCACCGCUGCUCUCUGAGACCAGUCACACGCCGCCGCCGCGACGCCGAGCGAGACGAUGCAGGUCCACUUCACGACGGGCAACCCCGCCCUCGGCGCGGACCAUUUGCAUCGAGGCUCGAUCCAUCUGACGCAGGCGCCGCAAAGUCUAGCGGAGCGGGACUACGGCCAGGCGCUGCCGGACGCGAAUUUGAGAAGGGCCACCGUGGCCUUGGUGGGCGUGCCGAGUCGCUUCGUCCCCACGGACGUCGUCGAGUUAUUGGCGCCGUUCCGGAACUCCGUGAGAGAAAUCAGAAUCUUUCGGCACGCCGAGCCGCCGCGCCUGCCGCCCUCACUAUGUAUUGUAACCAUAGCGUGCUCAUCAAAACAAAACGCCACGGAGAUCUACGCGAGAUUACAUGGGACAACUCACAGAGAAGAACACAAACUAGCGAUGGCUUUUGUACAACAAGUCGAGUGGCAGUCGCGGCCGGCGCCGCCGCCGGACGGUUUAUGUGUUGUAUGUCUAGACAGGUUGGACGUGAGCUACCACGUCGUCCUAACAACAGCGUGCGACCACUCGUUCCACGCCGCGUGUUUAGGAAGAUGGAGCGACGCACCGUGCCCCGUCUGCCGCUACUUGCACGCGUCACUCGCCUCCCAAGCGACGCACUGCGCCACGUGCGCUCUCGGGAGUGAAGAGCAGAAGUCUUCGGAUGAACGGAGAGAUUUGUGGGUGUGCGUGGUUUGCGGCUUCGCGGGCUGCUCCGCGGGGAAUCCUCAGGAAUCGUCCCACAUCCGGGACCACUACGAUCAAACGAAGCACGCCUACGCCGUCUCCGUAACGUCGCAGCUGGUCUGGGACUUUAGUGGCCGCAACUACGUCCAUAGGUUGGUGAUGGACGGGGAAAGCGUCGACGCGGCGGACGCGCAGGAACACCGGAAGCUUGAAGGUUUGGCUUUGGAGUACACGCAAUUAUUGCGGUCGCAGCUAGCUAGGCAGCGCGACGUCUACGAGCAACGGUUGGCCGCGCGCGCGGGCGGCGUGGUGGACGCGGCGGCGGAGGCGCGCGUCGCGGACUUGAGAGCUGAAGUUCGAGCGUUGGAACGCCGCGCGGCGCGCGAUAGAAAAAGGCUGGAAGCGACGGAGUCGGAUUUAAAGUUCCUCGAGGAGGUCUCUUCGGCGUUGGAGGGCGACGCAGCCGCGCGCGAGGCCGACGCCCGAAAUGCGGAGGCCGAGCUUGAAAAAGCCAAGAGCGACGCGGACCGCCUCGCGCGCGCGCUCGAGGCCAAGCUCGACGUGGCCAUGUCUGUGUGCCGCGUCCCAGUUGACCUUCAGCGUCGCGUCGAUGGCGUGCGUCCGUCGCGACGCCAUCGAGGCGCCUGCUGGUCGAGACGACGUCCGCGCAGGCGGCGGCUCGAGGCCGGCGACGACGUGGCGCCGCCGCCCGCGCCCGCUGCCCCCGUGGCCAAAUCUAUAAAAUGCGUCGCGACGGGCAAGCUGUUCCCGACGAUGGCCGCGGCCCAGGCCUACGCGGCUAAAACGGGCCGAACGGACUUCGAGGAGUCGACCGAGGAGUGCGUUCCAGAGCCACCACCGGAGGAUCCGGAGGACGAUGAGCUCUACAAGUAGUUUGUUGUUGUACUAAUUUUUAUUCUGUCA